Molecule: messenger RNA, 1784 nt
Organism: Drosophila subpulchrella
Lineage: Eukaryota; Metazoa; Arthropoda; Insecta; Diptera; Drosophilidae
Gene: gammaTub23C
Product: tubulin gamma-1 chain
Exons: 3
Coding region: 174-1598 (474 amino acids)
Biological process (GO): microtubule nucleation; mitotic spindle organization; mitotic cell cycle
Cellular component (GO): spindle; centrosome; microtubule
Molecular function (GO): GTP binding; structural constituent of cytoskeleton
Source: RefSeq, a predicted model, not a curated record
GUUUCUAACACUGGUCCGCAGCAAUUGCAAAAAAUACAUCCCCGCUGUGGCAAUUUUUAAAUUUUUUGACCACAAUCCGAUGGUUUUUUAGUUUGUAUUUGUUGUAUUCCGAACAAAUAGACAUUAAACCCUAAACAUUAACUGACGUUUCUGGCGGACAACAACGACCGACAAUGCCAAGUGAAAUAAUUACCCUGCAGCUCGGGCAGUGCGGCAAUCAGAUUGGCUUUGAGUUCUGGAAGAGAUUGUGCCUGGAGCAUGGCAUCUCGCCCAGCGGCGUGCUGGAGGACUUCGCCAACGAUGGCAUGGACCGCAAGGAUGUGUUCUUCUACCAGGCGGACGACGACCAUUACAUACCGCGCGCAGUGCUCUUGGACCUGGAGCCAAGGGUGAUCAAUACCAUAAUGGGCUCUGCCUACUCCAAGCUCUAUAAUCCGGAGAAUGUCUACCUAUCCAAGCAUGGCGGCGGCGCUGGCAACAACUGGGCCUCCGGUUACAGCCAGGGCGACAAGCUGCAGGAGGAGGUAUUUGACAUCAUCGACCGCGAGGCCGAUGGCAGCGAUUCCCUGGAGGGUUUCAUACUCUGCCACUCGAUUGCCGGCGGCACGGGCUCGGGAAUGGGCUCCUUUAUCAUGGAGCGCCUGGCGGACCGCUAUCCCAAGAAGCUCAUCCAGACAUACAGUGUCUUCCCCAACCAGGACGAGAUCAGCGAUGUUGUGGUUCAGCCAUACAACUCCAUGCUAACGCUGAGGCGUCUGACCACCGCUGCAGACAGUGUGGUUGUCCUGGACAACACGGCCCUCAAUCGCAUAGCCUGCGAUCGCUUGCACAUCCAGAAUCCGAGCUUCUCGCAGAUCAACAACCUGGUCUCCACCAUAAUGAGCGUGAGCACCACCACGCUGAGAUAUCCCUCUUACAUGAACAACAAUCUCAUCGGGCUAAUGGCUCCAUUGAUUCCAACGCCCCAGCUGCACUUCCUUAUGACUGGCUACACGCCACUGACCAGCGAUUCGGAUGUCAAUAGCCAGCAAACGGUUAAUGUGCGCAAGACCACCGUGCUGGAUGUAAUGCGUCGCCUUUUGCAGCCCAAGAACAUGAUGGUAUCCACUGGGCCGGACAAAUCCAAUCACCACUGUUACAUAUCCAUACUGAACAUCAUCCAGGGCGAGGUGGAUCCCUCGCAGGUGCACAAGUCGUUGCAGCGCAUUCGCGACCGCAAGAUGGCUCAGUUCAUACCGUGGGGCCCCACCUCCAUCCAAGUAGCUCUCUCCCGCUCCUCGCCCUACGUGCAGAGUAACCAUCGCGUGUCCGGCCUGAUGCUGGCCAACCACACCAGCAUCUGCUCGCUGUUCGAGCGGACCCUCAACCAGUAUGACAAGCUGCGCAAGCGUGGCGCCUUCCUUGAUCAGUUCCGGCGCGAGGACAUCUUCAAGGACGACCUCUCGGAGCUGGACGAAUCGCGUGAAAUUGUUGACUGCCUAGUGCAAGAGUAUGCGGCAGCCACACGCGAGGAUUACAUGCAGUUUUCUGUAAAGCGGGGAGCUGCUGGGGACGCUAAGUCAGAGGACGGACGGUCUGUGACUAGCGGCGGUGUCUAGUUUGCUCGUGCCAUCAACAAUGCGUGCCAUGCAUUUCUCGAAUGUAUUUUACAAUUUCUGAAGACGUCGGGAUUGGAAAUCCCAAAGUAUUAAUAAGCACAUUGUUUAUAAGACUCGCAUGUAUGUUAAUGCUGUUGCGUAUUUAACGUAAAUAAACGUUUGUAUUUCGUUUGUUGCUAAUUAAAC